AUGAUUGCAGAAACAUACAGCGAUCCAGCAGAAGCUCAACAGCCCACCGGCAUUUUUGGUUCCGGAGACAUCUAUUCGUCAUCGUGCAUUGGAACCUGGAAAAACCUCGGCCUGUACUUUGGCGCGGACGAGGAUGAUACACAACUCGAACACGAGGACAAGGAUCUCUCGUACCUCCUCCUUGCAAACGAACAGGAUGAUACCUUUGAUUCCCUCGACACAGAAACGCUCUUGGCAGAAAUAAGUGCAGAUCCCCAGGAAAAGAGCAUUAUGGAGCUGGGCGUCGACGCAGAUGUCGUGCAAUUAUUCGCAGAUCCAGGCCUCUCAGCUGUGGAAAAGGCACAGAUGCUGUCCAGGAGCGACUAUGACUUUCAUCGAGCCUUUUUCGCAAGAGAGGUGACAACGCUUUUGCCGGUAAUGGAUGUGCGAGACGCGAUUUCCUGUGUUAUUCCGAUUGUGCGCGACCUUUCAGCAGAUCCUCAAGAAUCGGUCAGGGAAUCAUUGGCGGCACAAUUGGACAAGAUCAUUCUAUACUUUUUUCAGAAUACCGUCAUAACGUACGAGGAAUCUGCAGCGGGGCAGCAAAAUCAGGAUUUAAAUAACACACAGCUGUCCUCAUCCCCGCCCCCAUUGAUGCACGACAUAUUCACGCUCGUCUUUAUCAACCUGCUUCUGGACCAAAACGCAGGGAUUGCACAUCAGACACGCGAGGCAGUCAAGGCUGUUUCUGAGAACGUAUCCGAGCAGGUUUUGGAAAGCGAGAUUUUGGACGGGAUCAUUACAGGACUGGAAAACCUAUACAUCAAUACGGAUACUGCCGCGGACGACGAUCAGCAGAAUACAGCGAUGUACCCAGAUGCCGAUCAAGAUGGCGAGGCAGAAUUGGGCAAGAUGCUCGUCGUUGUGCUACUGACAUCCUUGGCUCCGAUCCUUGGAAAGGACCGGUGUACGCAGAUUGUUUUGCCAAAGCUGGAGAAACUGGUAAAAAAAUCACAGUUUUAUGUCCGCAAGGAAAUUGUGAUUGCAUUGGGGACACUAUGCAAGGUUGUUGAUCAGCAAGUUGUCAUUGACCGUCUACUCCCUCUGUAUGAUGUUUUCAUUCACGACGAUACGUGGCACAUCCGACGCGCAUGUUGUACAGUUCUCGCGUCCUUCGUGUCGUCAUUGCCAGUCGAGAUGAAGACCAGCAAAGUGGAGGAGCUUUACAAUCUGUACUCGACCGAUAUCAGUCGGAGCGUACGUCAUUCGAUCAUGGAAGUUUUGGGCGAAGUCAUUGCAGGAUUUGAGAAGGGAAAAGUCCCGGAUUCGCUGUUGAAUCAUUUUCUGGAUAUGGGGCUCCAGCCGAUGAACGAGCACGAGCUGGCGGUGAUGUGCGCCUUUAGCUUCCCAGCUGUUAUUUUGACUGCGGGUCAGUCGAAAUGGGAGCAGAUGAAGCCGGUAUAUAUGAGGCUUGCAGGGACAUUCAGGCCGCCUAUCCGGAGAUCACUGGCGUGCUCUCUUCAUGAGGUGGCGCGUAUUCUCGGACCCGAAUUAGCUGAUCGCGAUCUGGCGUUGGCAUUCUCGGACUGUUUGUUGGCAGAGGACGAGGUCAAGGAGGGCGUUAUCGGGCACGUCGUAGAGUUCAUCUCUUGUUUGUCACCCAAAUGUCGGUCAGAGGCCUUGCGGGAUAUUUUUAAUGCAUGGAACGAGCUGGAACGGUCUAGUAAUUGGCGCCUCCGGGACUCCUUGGCAGGACAGUUACCGGCGCUGUGUGAGAUUGCUGAGGGCAAAGAUCUCUUGGAAUACCUGAUGCCUUUGAGUAUACGAGCCUGUACAGACGGCGUAUCCACCAUUCGCGAGUCUGGAGUCAUGGCGUUUCCAGCACUUUGGGAGGCUAGUGCACGCAUCGGCCCGUUCGUUCACACAAAGGGGACAGAGGAUGUCUUGUCGCCGGAUGAUGACGAGCCUGUUCUGGGUUCAUUCGGCGAAGGCGAGGAUGUGGAGAUGGAGGACUUGACACACCAGUUGUCUGACUCGACCGACAAUAAUGUCACGAAGUCCAAAGCUGAUACCGCUCACACCAAUGGCGUUUCGAAUGGCGUUUCAAGCUCAUCAUCAACCCCGCCUUCUGAACCCGAGGAGAAGGAGACGACAACGAUCAAGGAGCAGGUUAUCCGACAAAUGGUCGAGUUCACCACGAACGGAGGAUACCGAUCACGAGUCGUAGCGGUUCAAAUUAUCCAGUCGUUGGUCGACUCUGGCAUUUCCGCAGAGGAGUUUGAGGAGCACUUUUUGUCGCUUCUGGCGGAGCAGCUGAUGACGGACGCGGUUGUGAAUGUGCGCAUUUGGGUCUCUCGCGUCGUGAGCUGGAUGAUGGAGGGUGAACUGUACAGUGAGGAAUCCAUCUCCAGCCGACUACAGGGAGCACUCGGCAUUCUGCAGAAGGACCCGGAUCGCGAUGUUCGCAUCUAUGCUGGCGGACCGGCGGAGCUACCAAAGCCGAAGAAGAAGAAGAAAAAGUCCAAGAGCAAGAAGAAGAAGAAGAAGGAGGAGAAGGCUGAAGCAGGGGCUGUGGGCGGAUUUUCUCAGAAUCCAGAGCGAGGCCAGGUCUCGACCAUUAGCGAGGAGGACGAAGAUGGAGAGGAAGUUCAGUUCUUGAAGGGUGAAGGCGACAGCGAUGAGGAUGAGGAUGAGGACGAGGAUGAUGAAGACGACGAGGAGGGCGACAGUGACGAGGAGAGCAGCGACGACAGCAUGGAGUUUUUGAACUCUGUCAAGACAAAGGGCAUUUCGAACAAACCCCGGAAUCGAAACAGCAUAGGGAUCGGUAUGAAGGUCAUGGUCGGCAACAAAUUGACAGUCUCUGGCAAGGAGAUCCGGAAGCCGAAGACGAGCUGGGAUUACGUCCAUGGCGAGAUCGACGAGGACGAGGAUGAGUCGAACGGCAGCUCAGAAAAGUCGUUUGCUGCGUCUCUGGGAUCCAAGGAAGCACAGCGGAAGCAUUGGAACCGGGAAGGCGAAGACGAUGAGGAGGAGGAGGAAGGUGAAUGCUUGUUUGAUGCGCCCCGUCGGCCACUCGACGAUGACGAUGAUGAUAUUGUGGGUGAGGACAGAGAGAGCAAGGGUCAGUUUGGUAGCCGACGGGACAUCUUCAAGGUCGUCCCUUAUUCUGCAAACGGCAUGAACGGUGCCAGUCCAUUAGAUGUAGAAAUGGAGGAAGCAUUCCAGGACAGCUCUGGCGAGGGCGUCACAGUGGUUGUUUCUGGAGCUGCAGGCGAUCUGUCUCUUGCUGGUCAAGAGUCCAAGUCAAAGGAUGCGCAGGGCUCAUCUCUAUCAUCAACACCGCUGUCAACGUCAAAGGCGAAUGAAGUAACGCCAACCAAGUCCUUGCCCAAGCCAUCUGCAGCGCCGGCAGUGUCACAAUAUCCACCAUUGGCACCUGGGUCAGCUCCUUCGAUAGAGACCGUACUCUCGGAGGCGCCUCCGACACUCAGCUAUGCAGCAUCGGUAAAACAGGACGAAGGUCUCAAAGCGAACCCUGCGGCGACAACAUCAAGCGUGGGCGCGAUCACUGUGGACGCGGUAGCAUCAGGUGCAGCAAGCAAGAACGGAAGCUUGAGCAACAACAAUCUCCUCAAUGGAAGCACGAACAAGGGACGAUCGCCCGAGGAAGCAGUGCUGCGUGUGCUGAACGCUAAAUUGGGAGCGGGUAAGAGAUCACAUUACCCAUUGCCGCCACCAAUCUCUAUCAACCCACUAGCGCCCUCAGCCAGCAGAUUGGGAUUGCCAGGAUCGUCCUCGUCUUCGAUUGACCCUGGCUCACCCUCGUAUGCAGCCAUUGUUGCAUCAGGGGCAACGUCGCCACACCCGGGUGCACUAGCUGCCAGAGCCGCGUUCUCGCCGCCGUUGGGGCCCAUGGCAACCUCGACCUCCAAGUUUAGCUCUUGA
Messenger RNA from Gamsiella multidivaricata, 3927 nucleotides. Its product is annotated as armadillo-type protein. Lineage: Eukaryota; Fungi; Mortierellomycota; Mortierellomycetes; Mortierellales; Mortierellaceae. Bases 1 to 3927 code for a protein of 1308 amino acids. The record is from RefSeq and is a predicted model, not a curated record. The transcript has 8 exons. Gene Ontology annotation, biological process: protein dephosphorylation. Gene Ontology annotation, molecular function: protein phosphatase regulator activity.